AUGGCUUCAAACGAUGAAGAUGAGGUAGAGGGGGCUUGGUAUUUUGGAUCAAAUGCAUACCAUUCACAGUCAAGCUCCAGUUCUGACGAGGAACCACAAGAAAUUGAUGCACAACAAAUAGAACAGCAAGAUCAACGUAAAACAAGGCUUACGAACGAGUUGAGGCAUCUCAUUUUACAUGAAAUGUUGUCACUUAAAGUAAGUGACUCACUCCCACAUGGUACAUUCGUACGAAUAGCAAACAAAUACGGUUACACACCAAGAUCAAUUCGAAACUUAUGGAAACGUGCAAUUGAAACCAAAGAAGAAAACAAGCCUUAUGUUGUCGAUUCAAAGUACAAGAAUUGUGGAAGAAAAAGAUUUCAAGUGCCACCAAACGUACUUGAAUCAAAACCAAUGGGUGAACAUGCAAACAAGGCAAGAAGGGUUGAGUGGAUUUUAAGUCUCAUUCAAGAAGAUACAAUUCAUCAUCAUCUAAUGUAUAAAGGUAUGUAUGACUUCAUACAUAUUGAUGAAAAAUGGUUUUACUUAACCAAGAAGACACAAAGAGUUUAUCUAGCACACAAAGAAAAUAUUCCAUAUAGGGCGGGAAAGUCAUCAAAAUUCAUUCCAAAAGCCAUGUUUUUAGGGGCGGUUGCAAGGCCUAGAUGGAAUCAAUAUGGCCAAUGCACAUUUGAUGGGAAAAUCGGAAUUUUCCCUUUCAUAAGUAGGGUUGCAGCACAAAGAAAUUCAAUUAACCGUCCAAGGGGGUCUAUAGAAAUUAAACCAACUGACUCGGUUACUCAAGAAGUUUAUAGGAGCAUGCUCAUUGAACAAUUAAUUCCAGCAAUUCUUAGAAAAUGGCCAAGUGAUGGUCCAUCGAUAAUUUUCAUCCAACAAGAUAAUGCAAGGGUUCACAUAACAAAUGAUGAUCCAAUUUGGCAACAAAACAACAGGCAAGGGGGCUUAACAUUCAUUCUAACUCAACAACCACCAAAUAGUCUCGAUUGUAAUAUUCUAGAUUUGGGUUUUUUUAGGAGCAUACAAUCACUUAUGCAUAAGAAAAUGCCAAAGAACAUGAAUGAGUUAAUAAAAGCAGUGGAAGAUGCAUUCGAAGAGUUACAUCCAAAGACUUUAACCAAUCCACACCUAGGGAAGAAAGUUCAAGAAGACAAUGGAAGGUUACGAAUACAAGUGCGAGUACCAUCACAAUUGGUUAGGGAAUGUGUACGUUUCCUUAACCCAAGCUCAAAUCAGCAAGGCACACAAACAGAAAAUGAAGAUGUUGCACAACAUAAUCAACAAAUACUUGAAGCAUAUGAUGAAGCAGUGGAAGAAUCUCAAAGAUGA
Molecule: messenger RNA, 1329 nt
Organism: Amaranthus tricolor (Joseph's coat)
Lineage: Eukaryota; Viridiplantae; Streptophyta; Magnoliopsida; Caryophyllales; Amaranthaceae
Exons: 3
Coding region: 1-1329 (442 amino acids)
Molecular function (GO): nucleic acid binding
Source: RefSeq, a predicted model, not a curated record